GAUGCUGAGCUGCAUUCCCAUCUUUCUGUGAGGAGAGGAGGAUCCCCCUGCGCUGCCACCACAGAGGAGAAACCGAGCGAUAAGAACGUAUAAAAUAAUCCGAGUUGAGCUCUUUAUCUGCCACCAUGUCAGCUGGAGGAGAUUUGGGGAACCCCCUGAGGAAAUUUAAACUCGUGUUUUUGGGAGAGCAGAGCGUGGGGAAAACAUCUCUCAUCACUAGAUUCAUGUAUGACAGUUUCGACAACACGUAUCAGGCCACCAUUGGAAUAGACUUCCUAUCAAAGACCAUGUACCUGGAAGACCGAACAGUAAGGCUGCAGCUGUGGGAUACUGCUGGACAGGAGCGUUUCAGGAGUCUCAUCCCCAGCUACAUACGAGACUCUACGGUUGCUGUGGUCGUGUAUGACAUCACAAAUGUGAACUCAUUCCAGCAGACCUGCAAAUGGAUCGAUGAUGUCAGGACAGAGAGAGGAAGUGAUGUCAUCAUCAUGCUAGUUGGCAACAAAACAGAUCUGGAAGAGAAGAGGCAAAUCAUGAUCGAGGAAGGCGAGCAGAGAGCCAAAGAGCUGAACGUCAUGUUCAUCGAGACCAGUGCCAAGACGGGCUUCAAUGUCAAACAGUACCUAACAACAGACCCUAACUCUACUCUCUUCUCUUCCCUCCUUCUUUUCCUUCCUCUCCUCGUAGCUGUUUCGUCGGGUUGCUGCAGCCCUACCUGGAAUGGAAAGCUUGGACGAUGCAAACCCUGAAGGCAUGAUUGACAUCAAGUUGGACAAACCGGCAGAGCCCACUGUCCCCGAGGGAGGGUGCUCCUGUUAAUGCAGAGCUGGAACCGGACAGCUCCCUUCACACCAUAGGCUUGUUGUGUUGCUUACUACUGGUUAGCUUCCAGUUGACUUCUCUAAUUGGAUAUAAGAUGUGGCCUUGUAUCUGAUUGGACAAAUCAAAUGUUAUCUUUCAGUCUUGUUCAGUUGUAAAAUAUUGUAUACUUUGUCAAUAUGUAAGUGACUGGAGGAGAAAAGGGAAACAUAAAAAGAACAAAAAACAAAAGCUGAAAUGAAAAUGAAAAUGAACAAAAAAACAGUUUUGGAAAAACAAAAAAAGGAGAAAAACGAGACAACCAACGGAAUUCUUUUCGCUGUUAUGUUUUGUAUUUUUUAUAUAUAAAAAGGGAAAGCACCAAAAAUGAUGCCUAAACAUAGAAGGAGAAAUAGUGGUGGGGGUCGGCCAUUUUUGUAGAUGGCCGAACACGUCUGAAUGUCUGCAGCACGCAUGCACGCUGAUCUGAUCUUUGACCUUUGACCUUUUGCCUGCCCUUCAGGGUUUCCACACUCUGACUGGAGGUUGACUAUCUUAGAAUGUUUUAUAGCAUCUCUCUAUAGCAUCUCAUGACGAAGUGUAUCUCAUUUGAUAUUCCCACAAGAGUCCAGUAGGUUCACCUUACAGUAGCUGUGAAAAUGUGGCACUCUAUCUCUCUAUGGGUUUAACUUUUAUAGAACAAACUGUACUGUGGUUAAAAAAAAAGAAGACAACUUACUAUCACAACCCCCCCCUCCCUCCAACCACUCCUACCUAUUUCCUCUAAACUUCUCCUUCCAGUCUCCCCCAUCCCUCCAUCCCGGUAAUACACAUAUAACGAUCCACUGUAAUGCACUGCACUGUAUAUAAUAAUGUAAUAUGUAUGUUGUGAACGUCCCUCUGUAGAAGUGGUCUUUGUUCACCAGUAUGAAUAAUGUAAUAAUGUUUAAUGAUUAAUAAAUUACAGAUUAAAGGGCUUCACUCUCCUAACCAUCAACAUUCA
This is a messenger RNA of Notolabrus celidotus (New Zealand spotty), 1801 nucleotides long. RefSeq names its product ras-related protein Rab-6B-like. Gene Ontology annotation, molecular function: GTP binding; GTPase activity. The record is from RefSeq and is a predicted model, not a curated record. Lineage: Eukaryota; Metazoa; Chordata; Actinopteri; Labriformes; Labridae. The transcript is spliced from 8 exons. Bases 126 to 749 code for a protein of 207 amino acids.